Papaver somniferum (opium poppy) is the source of this 521-nucleotide messenger RNA. RefSeq lists its product as uncharacterized. The record is from RefSeq and is a predicted model, not a curated record. NCBI's taxonomy places the organism in Eukaryota, Viridiplantae, Streptophyta, Magnoliopsida, Ranunculales, Papaveraceae. The coding region runs from base 51 to 521 and encodes 156 amino acids. The transcript is spliced from 2 exons.
CUUUCUUUUCGGAACCCUAGUCGUUGUGAAGAAGGUAGAAGAAGGGAGAGAUGGAUUUGAAGCAAAGAGGUGUUACCGUUUGGAGGAUUUCUUUUGGUGCGAAAUCAGAGUUCAAGGGACAGCUUGGCCGUGCAAAUGAAAAGUUUAAAGAGGCUCAAUCUUCCUUAGUGUAUCAGCAGGGACAUACCAAGUACUAUGACGCGUUAGCUGGAUCCCGGGACGAAGAAGCAAAGGAGGCGGCCCAGGAGGUGGGGCGGUUGAAAUAUUCGUUAUCCCAAUCUGAGCUCAAGAUCGAUGUUAUUGCGCAUAAGGCCCGCUGCCAGCUCGCUGAGGAGGUUAAUAAUACUUUAACCAAGAUAGAGCAAUCCCUCUUGAAGGAGCAUAGCAUCGUUAAGAAAUACAUUCGUCGUCAUGUGCCCGAGCCAUUCACCUACACUUCCGAUCCCUCUUCGGGUGGAAGCGUACCUUCGUAUCAGAAGAAGAACGUAGCCGGUCCUGUCGAGCCUUCCCAGGGGAAGUAG